Erythranthe guttata (spotted monkey flower) is the source of this 2068-nucleotide messenger RNA. Its product is annotated as putative dual specificity protein kinase YAK1 homolog. The record is from RefSeq and is a predicted model, not a curated record. Gene Ontology annotation, biological process: peptidyl-threonine phosphorylation; peptidyl-serine phosphorylation. Gene Ontology annotation, molecular function: protein serine/threonine kinase activity; ATP binding. NCBI's taxonomy places the organism in Eukaryota, Viridiplantae, Streptophyta, Magnoliopsida, Lamiales, Phrymaceae.
CUGUGUUUGAGAGAGAGAGAGAGGCGAAAUCCAACUGCAACUGCUGAUGACGAAUAUCAAUCAGCAGCACCCACGCGCCGCCGCUGUUAAUUAACUUCUUUCUCUGUCUUCCCAUGGCGGAGGUUGAAUUCGAGUCCGUGUUGGAAUUCCUGAGGAAAAAUGGAUUACCAGAGUGCGAAUCAGCUCUAAUGGAAGAUGUCAGGGAUAUAUCUCAACUUGGCUCUUCUGAAUUGGAGAAGUUCUUAUUUCCCAUGGUGCCGCCUCCGCCGCUGCUCAGAAUUCCGUCGACUCGGCGGCUUCCCCUUCCGCCGGAUCUUUCCGAUGAUGAGUUUGUGAGUUUGGGUUCUUCUACCACUGAAUUAUGUUCUUCUGAAUUUAUAAACCCUUAUGGAGUUCGUACGACUAGACCGACUUCUGAAGCUUCGUCAGAGAGAUUAUCUCAGUUUGGCACAGCUAGAGAUUACCCUGAUUUCGAUAUGCAAAACGACCUCUUCUGGUACAAGGAAAAAGACGAAGACUACCCUAUGCCGCCCCUCUUUCUUGGUAGAGAUUUCUACGGUGAAGAAAGUGAUGAUAAGUAUGUAUUAAUGGCUGAUCGAACAGGCGAACGCUUAGAUGAUCAACUCCCUCUUAGUUUUAUAUCUGAUGAUAAAAGCAUCGAGCGCGUACAUACUCAAACUCAAUGCAAAAGGGAGGAUUCGAUAGAUAAUGAGAAUGACAAGUAUGACUUUAAUGUGUACAAUGAAGCAAUUGCGGCAGAAACCCAUGUGGCGAAUGACGAGGCCGGUGAUGAUCUUGUGAUACACGAUGCUAAAGAAGAUGAUUGUGAGACUUUCAAUCUGAGAAUUAUACACCGAAAAAACAGGACAGGGUUUGAGGAGAACAAGGAAUUUCCUAUUGUAAUAAAUGGUAUUAUAGCGGGUAGAUAUUAUGUAACAGAGUUCCUUGGAUCUGCUGCGUUCAGCAAAGUUGUACAGGCGCACGAUCUUUACUCGGGAAUUGAUGUUUGCUUAAAGAUAAUUAAAAACGACAAGGACUUCUUCGAUCAGAGUUUAGACGAGAUCAAACUUUUAAAGUUUGUUAACAAGAAUGACCCUGCUGAUGAGCAUCACAUUUUACGUCUUUAUGAUUACUUUUACUACCAGGAGCACCUGUUUAUCGUUACUGAACUUCUGAGAGCAAACUUGUAUGAGUUUCAGAAAUUCAACAGGGAAUCGGGUGGGGAGCCAUAUUUUACAUUGCACAAGCUGCAGGUGAUAACUCGACAGUGUCUGGAGGCAUUAUCGUAUCUGCAUGAUUUGGGAAUCAUCCACUGUGAUUUAAAGCCUGAAAAUAUUCUGAUCAAAAGCUACAAACGAUGCAAGAUUAAAAUUAUCGAUCUUGGAAGCAGUUGCUUUCAGACAGACCAUUUGUCACUUUAUGUGCAGUCUCGUUCUUACAGGGCACCUGAGGUUAUGUUAGGCCUUCCUUAUGGCCAGAAGAUCGACCUUUGGUCUUUGGGGUGCAUUUUAGCAGAGUUGUGCUCCGGGGAGGUACUUUUCCCGAAUGAAGGUGUGGUAAUGCUGCUUGCACGUAUGAUAGGAACAAUUGGUCCGAUCGACAUGGAAAUGCUGCAUAAGGGCGAGGAGGUGCACAAGUAUUUUACGAAAGAAUAUGAUCUUUAUUAUUUAAAUGAGGAUACAAAACAGGUUGAGUACAUUGUUCCCGAGGAGUCAUCUCUGGAAAACCACCUUCAGAUUUGUGAUUAUGGUUUCGUCGAGUUCUUGAAAUUCUUGCUUGAGAUAAAUCCGAAGAGAAGGCCUACAGCGAGAGAGGCACUAGAGCACCCUUGGCUUUCCCAUUCGUAUAUAUGAGGUUGCUGAGUGAAGAAUGUAUAUCUGUAAAGCCAAAAUGUCUUUGUUGAUUCUGUUGUAGGGUAUAAAUCUGGUACAUGUUGUAUAUAGAUGAUUUUUUGUUCCUUUUUUUUAAAUGGGAAUACAGGUUCUAAGAAUUGAAGAUGACAGACACUCGAGUGUAAGUAUAUUUUUUUGGAAAAAUAAAUUUGAAAAAGUAAAUUUUUUUUUGUCAG